Aquila chrysaetos chrysaetos is the source of this 4116-nucleotide messenger RNA. RefSeq names its product monocarboxylate transporter 2-like. Gene Ontology annotation, molecular function: monocarboxylic acid transmembrane transporter activity. The transcript is spliced from 5 exons. The coding region runs from base 436 to 1965 and encodes 509 amino acids. Gene Ontology annotation, biological process: transmembrane transport; monocarboxylic acid transport. NCBI's taxonomy places the organism in Eukaryota, Metazoa, Chordata, Aves, Accipitriformes, Accipitridae. The record is from RefSeq and is a predicted model, not a curated record. Gene Ontology annotation, cellular component: membrane.
GUUGCUCACAGUUGGCUCGGGGGGAAGCAAGCGGCCAAAAAAGCCUUGUCCCCCUGCAGAACGGGGGAGCUGGACACACUGUGGGGCCGAUCACCUGCUGCUCACGUAAUGGGAAUUAUUCUUUUAAGCAGGGAUAAUGGGAAAUCAUAAGGUUUCCCACCCACAUCUGAAAAGUACACAAUGAAGCGUUUACCCUAAAAACGGUACAACUGUGGCAUCUGCUUCUCUCCGGAGGGACAGGCUGAGCAACUGUGACAGGGACAACCUACAGAAGCCAUCUCCCGAGGUGAGACACCAAGCUACCGGCUGGAUGUGGAAGAGAAAACGGAGGCAUUAACUUCAGUUCUGAAUGAGGUCCAUCCCUGAACACAGAAACCGUAGGAGUAUUUUGAGGGACACCAGGAAGUGGUUUUUGCUCUGAAAUCUGGAUUGACCAUGUCUCCUCCGGUCGCUUCAGACCUGGGCUACGUACCCCCUGAUGGUGGAUGGGGGUGGGCAGUGGUGUUUGGAGCCUCCGUCUCAGUUGGGUUUGCAUAUACCUUUCCUAAAGCUUUCACAAUCUACUUUAAAGAGCUCCAGGCUGUUUACAGCAUCUCCUACAGCCAGAUUGCCUGGAUAACAUCCAUCAUGUGUGCUACCACCUAUGGAGGAGGUCCCAUUAGCAGUAUUUUAGUAAACCGCUACGGCAGCCGACCGGUGGUUAUAUUCGGAGGCCUGCUGUGUGGCAUUGGGAUGGUCUCAGCCGCUUUCUGCACCAGCAUCCUGCAGCUCUACAUCUGCGUGGGCUUCAUUACAGGAUUCGGCCUUGCUCUCAACCUCCAGCCAUCAGUGAUAAUCAUAGGGAAAUACUUUUUGAAGAGAAGACCCAUCGCGAAUGGCCUUGCUAUGGCAGGGAGCCCCGUGAUGCUGUGCACCCUGGCUCCUCUCAACCAGUUCCUUUUUGACAAUUUUGGCUGGAGGGGCAGCUUUUUAAUUCUUGGGGCAAUUUUAUUAAACUGCUGUGUGGCAGGAGCUCUCUUCAGACCCAUCAGGGCAGCCCCAGCUUCAGUCAAACCCCAGGUGACUGAGGAAGGGAAGGAUGCUCUGAAAGAAGAGGUCACUGAAGAGGCCAUGGAAAUGAGUAGUCCAACAAAUGUCCCCAUGGCGAACAAAACGGAAGAGGAAGGAGGAAAGGACUGUUGUGAAAAAAUCAAUCAGUACCUCGAUUUUUCUCUCUUUAAGCACAGAGGGUUCUUGAUUUACCUGAUCGGAAACGUGCUCAUGUUCCUGGGGUUUUUUGCCCCCAUUGUUUUUCUGGCACCCUAUGCAAAGCACAUUGGCAUUGACGAAUAUUCAGCUGCUUUCCUCCUUUCGAUCCUUGCUAUUGUGGAUAUGAUUGCCCGACCUACCACUGGCAUCAUUGCAAACAGCAAGUGGGUGAGGCCGCGGAUUCAAUACUUUUUCAGCUUCUCCAUUGCUUUCAACGGCACCUGCCACCUUCUGUGCCCGCUGGCUUCUGGCUACACGGGGCUCGUCGUCUACUCCAUCUUUUUCGGCUUGGCCUUCGGCAUGGUUUGUGCCAUGCUCUUUGAAACGCUCAUGGACCUCGUGGGAGCUGCCCGGUUCACAAGCGCUGUUGGCCUCGUCACCAUUGCGGAGUGCUGCACGAUAUUGCUGGGACCACCUAUUGGGGGAACUCUUAUUGAUACCUUUGGGGACUAUAAAUAUAUGUUCAUUAAAUGUGGAGCUGUGAUGGUCCUGGCAGGAAGCUUCCUGUUCAUCAUGAAUUAUUAUAAUUAUCGUAUGCUUGCCAAGGAGGAGAAGGAAAGAAAGGCAAAAGAAGAGGAUCCUAAAUCUGUAAGGACAGAAAAUGAAGGCAGAAAUAACUGGAACAAAGAAACCGCACAGGAUGGGCCUGAGCUGGAACCUCUGAGAGAGGAACAAGAAGGACUAAAGAAGGAAGUGAAUGGCACAAAUGAAGUUUAAACCUGUUCUCAUGGGCUGAAUGGAAAAUUACUUCUGGGUUGCUUAAGUGGACACCAGCUGUGAAAUCACACUAGGUUUUUAAAUUUUGCUCUAUGCUCUGCCAUGUGCAUCCUCUUCUUUGUUGUAGGAGAAGACUAGAACCAUAAGAAGUCUAGUUUCUUAUAAAGUGCUGGGACACAGUGCAGUAUCCAUUUGCAUACCAAAGGUCCUGCAACAUUUUUCUUUAGACAUUUCCCAGAGAGGCUGAGUAAGGGUGUAACUGACACCCUACUUUUAUUCCCUGUACUACAGCUCUACUCAGUGAAAAGGCCAAUGGCCAUCAGAGUCAAUGCAGAGCCCUUCCAGCAGCCCGAACGGGCUUUGCAUUGAGUACUGUGGUGGAUGGAUCUUCUCACUGUGCAGUCAAAACUCUUUGACUCUCCUUGACUGCAGCGUCAGACUUAUCCCAGGGAUUUGGUGCUGCCUUCCACUGGCAGCUGCACUGUGACUUGCACCUCUGUCUCAUGGAAAUGUAAAAUAGACCCUACACUCAUCUUAAACACAACAUGAGAGAGCUGCUUGAAGAGAAUAAGGGCAGUACGUGCCCGUGCAUGAAGUGGCAGCAAGGCAGCCUGUCCUUGUGGCCGGAGCAUGCGAGGAAGGAACUCACUUGGGGUAGUUCAUCAUGGCUCGACCAAGGACUUUCUCAGGGACCUCUGCAUUUAGCAAAAUGCCUUGAGAAAGGUGACGUUAUGCACGGGGCCAGCACAAGGCCGACAUGCUACAGGAGUCCUUCUUCCAGGUCCUUUGUCUGUGUGGGGCAGAAAUUUAGUCUUAAAAGGCUUAAACUUUGAUCUACAUUCGAAGAGUGCCAAUUCUUUAAAGUUUUCCCUAGGAGGUUACAAAGUCCUUAUUAUCCAAUAUCUGAGUGCUUUACCACUUUUAGCAUGCUUUUUCUUUACAACACCCUGGUGAGGCAGUAAGUAUUGUUACUAUUAAUUAAUUGUACAAAUGAAGAGCUGAAGCACAGAAGAGCUAUGGGCAUCACUGCAUCAGUGAAUAAAGCUUAGGCAUGCCAGAGCCGAAAUGGGAUCCACUGCCCUGAGUUAGGUGCCUGAAAGCCCUGCUGAGAGCAGGUAUCCCCCUGCUAGAAAAUAGGAAAUACCACAGAUACAUAUUCAUGCAUUAAACCACAGCCCUCUCUGCAGUGCAGCCUGCUUACUUUGUGCUUCCUACUACUCAGGAUUAAUGAUUUUAAACGCUGUCAUAGAGCUGCGGCCUUGUGCCGUAUUUUUUUAGCCUGGUUAAGUUGCAUCUAUCUUGGAGGGAAUCCAAAUGCAGCUGCCUCCCCCUUGUUUGGGCCCGGUUAGGCACCUCCCUGUUGCUAGCACUGCAAUACCUGGUGGCUUCAUGGCAUCCUGUUCCAUGAAAUAAAGUUUCCCCAGGUCAGUGAUGCAGAGCUGGAGCUGAGGCUACGUAGGAGGCUCUCACCCAGUGGUGAUAAAUUUGAGCUAGGAAGAUCUGGGCUUUAACAGCAAGCACUGUUGUAUUUUAUAAUAAGCAGCUGUUGCCCAAGAGCCAUGGAUGCUGGGCAUGGCAUCAUGUAGUUCAAUCACCAGCCUUUUGUGGCUUUAGCUCCAAGUGACUAGAUAAAAACAAGGACUUUUCAGACAGAUCACUCAAAGGUGAAGCUAACACCAGUCCAAAGGCUAGGUCUCCUUUUUUUUUGCUUCGAUGCUACCCUUACAUGAUCUGAUAAUAUUUUUUCAUGACUUUGUCACUGAAGAACUGUAUUUAAUUAUCACUUGUGUAAACACUAUGAAGAAUGGCUUGUAAAAAUACUUUCAUAAAUACAGUAUACUCUUAAACUUAGACCACUCUUCUCUUCUUGUGCAAAACCUUUUCUGUGAAAUCUUUUGUUCCACUAAUAAAUAAUGGUCUUUGGUCAUUGAAUUCAGUACGACUUAAAUUUUAUCUUUAUGUAGUAUCUUGUAUUUUCUCUGAAAAAACAAAUCUGUUCAAUAUGCUUAGGCUUUUGUUGCUGUGUUUUUAACACUCUUUGUUGCUAUGGUAUUUCAGUAAAAAAGGCCUUGAUAGAUGGUUCUGAACAUUUUCCAAUAUGCCUUCUGGAAGCUUUCCUAUACUUAAUAAAACUGUUUUUAAAAAAUGAAA